AUGGUUUCUUUUGCAACCUUAGAAUUUGAUCCUAAGGAAGAUAGUGUUCCUGACAACAUGCUAAUGGCAGAAAGUCGUCUUAGGAGUGUGGUGGAAAAUGUUAAGAAAGAACAGGUUGAAAGAAUGAAAGCUCAUGCUGAUAAUUUUGAGAAUAAGAUUAAAAAGCUUCAUGAGGUUGAGAAAGAGUGUCAUGCACUUUUCGUUGAGCAAGUGAAGACUAUGAAUGAGUCUCUUGAUCUCAAGGUGACUGAACUCAAAACAGAGAUGGCUAAAGAGGCUGAAAAGAUUGGGAAAAGUUACUCUAUUCUUUAUGGGAAAGUGGAUGUUGUUGUUAAUGCAAUUGCAAAGUUGGUUGCGUACAAUACAGGUUAUUCAACUAAGCGUGAUGUGAAGACAGAAACGGAUUCCAAAGUUUUUGCAAAGUUGAGGGAAUUUUCAAGCAGCAUCAAGGAAUCCAUUUCGAAAGUUGGUCUUUUAAACCAAUAUUCUGUUAUCGAUGAAACAAUUACUCAGAUGAUAUUCUCUAUUGAAGCUAAUCUAAAAAAGGAACUUGCUCCUAUCUUUGAGUUGAUUUUGGAGGGACUCGGCGAGUUGAUGCUUAGACUCGCCAAGUAG
This is a messenger RNA of Lactuca saligna, 615 nucleotides long. NCBI's taxonomy places the organism in Eukaryota, Viridiplantae, Streptophyta, Magnoliopsida, Asterales, Asteraceae. The record is from the annotation of a GenBank genome assembly.